AUGCCAAAGAUCUCCCCAAUCAAGCAGCUGACCGACGCUCACGAUGACGGCAUCUGGGCCGCCGCGUGGGCGCCGCCGACGGACGCGCGGCCGCAGGCGGUGCUGCUGACGGGAUCCGUCGACGAGUCGGUGCGCGUGUGGGCUGGCGACGACCUCACGCCCGUGCGAUCCAACACCGGCCACACGCUGGGAGUGGUUGCCAUAGCGGCCUGCCCGGUCAGCGGCAGAGCAGCGGCGUCAGCCCUGGACUGUGUGGUGAGGGUGUUUGACGUGGACUCCAACGCCACUGUCGCCACACUCGAAGCCCCGCCUGCUGAGACCUGGCACCUCGCCUUCCACCCCCAGGGCAGUUUUCUCGCAGUGGGGGGCGGCAGCAGCCAGGCUGUCAAGCUAUGGAGCACUGCCACGUGGCAGGAGGCCACCACUCUCGACCUGCCAGCUGGACCCGCAGCCCCGGCCACCGUGGGCGGCAGUGGCAGCAGCAGCACGACACUGGCUGGGCGGUUUGUCUUGUCUGUGGCGUGGAGCGUGGACGGCAAACGGCUGGCGUGUAGCAGCAUGGACGGCACUGUAGCGGUGUUUGACACGUCAGCAUCGCCCUUCCGGUUACUGCAUUUCCUGGAAGGUCACCACCUGCCUGUUCGCUCCCUCGCCUUCUCACCCAUCGACCCGCGCAUUCUCGUCACUGCGAGUGACGACCGGCACACGCACGUGUACGACGUGGAGGGCAGGCAGCUCAUAGCAGCGCUCUCAGGCCACACCAGCUGGGUGCUCUCCGCUGACUGCAGCCCUGAUGGGGCCACCAUCGCCACAGGCUCCAGUGAUCGCACGGUGAGGCUGUGGGACAUGCGGCAACGAACUGCCCUGCAGGCAGGGAAGGAGCACAAGGAUCAGGUGUGGGGGGUGACGUUCCGGCCCCCUGGGGGAGAAGGGGUCAGGGCGGGGCGGUUGGCCAGUGUAUCUGAUGAUAAGUCCAUCUCCUUGUACGAUUAUUCGUGA
Closterium sp. Yama58-4 is the source of this 999-nucleotide messenger RNA. NCBI's taxonomy places the organism in Eukaryota, Viridiplantae, Streptophyta, Zygnematophyceae, Desmidiales, Closteriaceae. The record is from the annotation of a GenBank genome assembly.